Messenger RNA from Drosophila ficusphila, 788 nucleotides. Its product is annotated as protein TEX261. The transcript has 3 exons. NCBI's taxonomy places the organism in Eukaryota, Metazoa, Arthropoda, Insecta, Diptera, Drosophilidae. Gene Ontology annotation, molecular function: COPII receptor activity. The coding region runs from base 101 to 697 and encodes 198 amino acids. The record is from RefSeq and is a predicted model, not a curated record. Gene Ontology annotation, biological process: endoplasmic reticulum to Golgi vesicle-mediated transport. Gene Ontology annotation, cellular component: COPII-coated ER to Golgi transport vesicle; Golgi membrane; endoplasmic reticulum membrane.
UGGGCCACUCUAAUCGGAUUGUUUUGUUUUGUCAGCCGAAUUAGCCGUAUAUAAUAAAAAUCUGAAUAUUUAUCUUUACAUUUCGACUGAAGUACACAUAAUGGCUUUCCUGUUCAUACUGGGCUGGAUUUCCCUAGGCAUACAGAUCGUGUUCCUGACAUUAUCCAUAGUGGCUGGAUUGUAUUAUCUGGCGGAAUUGGCGGAGGAAUACACCACAGCGACGAGGAAGUGUAUUCUCUUUCUAAUCAGCUUUACGAUCUUCGUUUACAUCCUGCUGAUGCUCUUCGAGGACCUGCCAUGGAGUUUGAUAAUUUGUGGAUUUGUGGCACAGGGUUUUUACCUAGGGAUAAUGGGAGGAUUUCCCUUUGUGCGACUCCUGUCGCUUCCGCUCUGGGGAUCCUUAAUCAUGCUGGUGGUUAAUCACUUCCUCGCCUUCCAGUAUUUUACCACUGUUUAUGUGCCUUUUACGCAGGUUCUUGCCUACUUCACCAUCUGCUUAUGGAUCGUGCCCUUCGCUCUGUUUGUAUCACUCAGUGCGAAUGAUAGCGUCCUGCCCACCACUGUUAGCGAUCAGAGCAGACGCAGUCCGGAUGUGGUCAGCAAUUACUUCUCGCGGAACAAAAAGCAGGGCUUGCUUUCCCUGUUCCAGUAUCUGAAAGAGGCUCUUCUUCCAGGACGGACCAAGAAGGCCUUCUAGAUGUAGUUUAUUUAAUGUUUAUUUAUUUUUGUAGCCGAAAUCGAGACAAAGGUAUACAAAGCGUAUAUAAACUACGUUUAUGCAAUGACAA